AUGUUCUGCGACCGUCUCGGGAUCCGUUUGGUACUAUGCCAAGUUUGUCAAGCUGACUCUGGGCUGGGCGUCGUUGCAACAGCAUGUAUGAGGAAUCCUGAGCUACCGUACUGUAAGGAGCUCGAUAAGCAGAAGGUCGAACAAGAUGAACACAGAAAAAUCCUUCUUGAUCGGCUACAGCAAAUGGAAACACGCAAGAAAGCAAAUAGCACCAGAAGAGCUCAUGAUAUACCGUUAGCUGAGGAGGAUAGAGUCUGGCUUACCAAAAUCGCCGAAUCGAUAGAAAGAUUCAAACGAGAUCCAUUUUCGGAUAUUGAAAACGCAAAGAUAGUGAGGAAAUCCAACUCCACUUCUCAGAAAGCGUCUCACAGCGACUCCGAUUUGAGAGAGGAGGAAACUAGCGGCAGUGGAGCUCAAGAGUCAGAAGAAGGCCUAAUCCGUGAGGAGCAGCCCGUCACUAGCCAUGCACUGAAGGAAAAAGAGAACAUACGUGGCCACGGUAAGUGA
Molecule: messenger RNA, 507 nt
Organism: Cooperia oncophora
Lineage: Eukaryota; Metazoa; Nematoda; Chromadorea; Rhabditida; Trichostrongylidae
Source: the annotation of a GenBank genome assembly